Messenger RNA from Parasteatoda tepidariorum (common house spider), 984 nucleotides. RefSeq lists its product as uncharacterized. The record is from RefSeq and is a predicted model, not a curated record. Lineage: Eukaryota; Metazoa; Arthropoda; Arachnida; Araneae; Theridiidae.
CUACCGUGUCGUAGAGGAAAGGAAAUGCAUCCGGAGCGUUUCUAACGAAUAUCAAUAAAAUUACGCAUCUCAAAGAUUCGUCAGUUUUCAUGACACUUUUUUUAUGAGACUAGAUAAUGAAUCUCUUUAGUUUUUAUUUGAUAUUAGCUUAUGAAAUAGCGUUUGUUUAUCAGUCAAGUAGCGAACACUGCAACGAAGACAAUUUAAAGAAAUGUCUUAAUACCAUGAAGACAUUAGUAGAUGAACAUUUUUCAUCUAUGAAGAGAAAUGAAAGUGAACUUAAUAUUUACUGUGGGAGAGUUGAAGAAGAUGGCAGAUGCUUAGAGGAUGCUGCUGCUGACUGUAAGAAGGAACAUCCUCUGAUAUCCGCAUCAACUGCUAGUUUGUUGAAUUUUCUUAACAUGAUAUGCCAGCCAGGGACAGAUCAACGCUCGAUGUAUUUGAAAAUACUUCCAUGUUUUGGAAACCACGUAUCACAGUUUAAAAAAUGUGCAUCGCUGGAAGAUCACAAACACAUUGAAGAUGGUGAUUUAGAAAAUUUAUGCAAGGACAUGAAAGGUGCGCUAUGUUUUGCUGAUGUUAGCAGAAAAGUCUGUGGCGAAGAUGGAGAAUUGUUUGCUAAAUCCUUGGAAGAUGGUUUAAAAGAUACAUACAAAGAUGUAUGCAGUGGAGCUUAUGCGAUUGCCUUUAAUGUAUUGUUGAUUGCGUGCUCUGUCAUAUUUGGAUUUUGUUUUUAAAAACCUUAUGCGAUUUACGGAUGUAAAAAAAAAUUUUUUUUUUUACUAUUUGUAUACUGCUUUUUGAAAUUUGUUUUCAAGAUAGAAAAAUUCUGUAACUAAUAUACCAUGAUGCUUUAAGAGUUAAAAAUUUCUCGAUUUCGCACUUUGAUCAGCUUUUAAUGUGACUUUAAGUAUAAUAUAAACAUAAUAAAAUAAUAGAGUUGUACCAAAAAAUAAAAUAAUAAAGUUUUACAUGUAAUGGUAA